This is a messenger RNA of Rotaria sp. Silwood2, 1020 nucleotides long. NCBI's taxonomy places the organism in Eukaryota, Metazoa, Rotifera, Eurotatoria, Philodinida, Philodinidae. The record is from the annotation of a GenBank genome assembly.
AUGAAUAAGUUUACAAAGAUCGUCGGAAUCUAUUGUAACCGUCGCGAUCUAAUUCACUCUAUUCGAGAAAGUAUCGACCGAACGGAAAGACAACAUCAAGCAUUUAGAGUCUAUAAACAACACGGUGAAAAAGCCACACGUGAUUUAUCAAAGGAAUCAGCUGAAUUUAUUUGGUUUCAGUUAUUUAAAGAUGUAAUUCUAAGAAUGCCAAAAGAUGCUCAAGCUAAAGAACAAAUGGUUCAAUUCUGUCGUCAUUAUUACCACGAUAACAGCAGUCAGCUAUCGUUAAUUGAUGAGUUUCAACGAGACUAUGUCCCAAGCGAUGCAAUCGAAUGGUACACAAGAGAAUCGUUUGUCUAUAAGUUGGUGAACAAAGCUCUUAGAACAGAAGAUAUUGAACAACUCUAUACAUUUCGUUUUUUUAUCUCUGAUCUAUCGACACAGCUUGUUAUUGGGCACCAAAAGCUCAAAACUCAAGAAGAGUACAUUUUUCUCUACCGUGGCCUUCGAAUGCAACUUGACGAACUGUAUGUUUUCAGAGGACAUGAAGGUAGUCUCAUUGCCACAAAUGGUUAUCUGUCGACAACUCGUUCGAAAAAAGUAGCUAUGGAUUUUGCUAUGGAUAGCACGAAAGUACGAUCAAAUUUUGUCUCGGUUUUAUAUGAAAUUCAGUGCAACCUACAAGAGGCAAAAUCGAUAGCUUUGGCUGAUAUCAGUGCACUGAGUAUAUAUUCCAAUGAAGAAGAAAUUCUAUUCGAUAUUGGUGCUACAUUCAAAAUAGUGUCUGUAAAAGAAGAUAGAGAUCAAAAGCUAUGGAUCGUACAGCUGCGCACAACAGAUAAAGGCACAAUUCUUGCUCACGACUAUAUUGAACUCAAUAAAAAGGAAGGAGACUGUACACUUCUGUUCGGCAAACUCCUUACUAUGAUGGGAAAGUAUGAUCAAGCACUAAAGUACUUUCAAAAAUUUACUGAAAAAUCUACCAGAAGUUGGCACAGAGGUUGUGAAUGUCUACAAUAA